AUGAAGCUUCUCAAGUCUGCAAAGUCCGACAAUACCAGAGCCGAGUUUCCGCCACGCAAAAUGUCAUAUCUACAAGCACCACCAACAUACGAAGAGAGUACGCAGAAUGCGAUGAAGAGGUUCACAAAUGAAGUACUAAACGUCAAGGUCCCUGCGGAACUGCUAGAGCCAUUAUUGUCAGACAAGUUGAGCAUCGAUGAAAAACAAAAGCUCAUCGAGCAGGCUCCAGAUAUAGUCUUUACGGGUGAUGGAGGCAUUGGAAUAACAACUCCGGACCUUGAAGAUCGGCUUGAAAAUGCAAACUAUGACGAGCUUGCUCAAAUGGUAGCCUACCGUUACCAUUUGCUCACUGCAGCAUCGAACCGAGACUGGUGCAAAGAACUCAUUGAGCUGGAUAUCACCUUACGAUGGAUUCUCCAACGCAGAAUAUGGUUUGAGCAAAAGAAAAACCACAUACCACCCUCGGAUUUACAUCAGCUCGAGGCCAAUGAAAAGCAAAUCAAAUCCCUCAACUCAAGAUACUGGGAUACUCACAGGGAACAAUGGAUCAAGUCAGACAAUAUAUGCAGCAAGACAGCGAGACGAGCAAUAAGAAGGCAGAAAAAACAUGCGGAUUGGUAUCUCUCGGCUGUACUCCGUGAAGACUGCGCAAAACGGGGAGGCUGCUGUGGACGCAAAUGUGGAUGUCGCGAAAGGUCACGAAUAACUGGUGGCAAUAUAGAUGGGGUUCGUGAUCAAGACCACUGUACCACAGCAUGCGGUUGUUGCCUUGAGGUUCAUGGGAUCGACGGUGAAGACCUGGAAAUGAAAGACGUGGAUGAGAUUCACUUCACAACAACCGACGACCACCACACUCUGCGACUGCUCAAGGGAUAUAUCUUCUAUUUGAACGGUAUGGAAUGCAAGUCAACCCAGACCAGGAGUUUUGCUUAUACUGAACAUAUUGCUCGGUCAAGUUGA
Messenger RNA from Penicillium vulpinum, 960 nucleotides. RefSeq lists its product as uncharacterized. The transcript has a single exon. The record is from RefSeq and is a predicted model, not a curated record. Bases 1 to 960 code for a protein of 319 amino acids. NCBI's taxonomy places the organism in Eukaryota, Fungi, Ascomycota, Eurotiomycetes, Eurotiales, Aspergillaceae.